CCACUAGCGCUGGAGGUAUACUAUUUGUAUACAUAAUGAUCAAGCAAAGCUCGAAGAAAGUCAUCUUUUUUUGGAGGGGAGAAUUUUCUCCAGCCUCUUCUACAUUCAAACUCUAGAAAAAGUCAUGCUCAUGCAUCCCCUACCACAUCCGUUUAAUGACUCAUUUGUAGCAUCGUUAACCACUUCGAGAGCGUGUCAUUUGCGAGCCCAAAAGUACGUCGCCACUGGUUCAAUAUUUUUGCUUCUUUUACAUGCAAAAAUUAAAACUAACAUCUACGACGGCAUGCCCUGGCUGACACCAGCUAUUCAGCGUUUCAGCUCCAAACAAACAUGCUACGCAUGAACCGGGCAGAACUCUCCCUAUCCCCCGACACCUGCCACGAGCCCACAGCACAGAGCAGCCCUGCCUGCCCGCCGCUUCGCGCCUCGCGCACGCAGGGGCAUGGCCACGCCGCGCGCGAGCAGGCGCCUGGCCGCGGGCGACGGGCCCCGGGCCACGCCGGCGGUCGGCCCGGCGCCCGGCGGCCGGGCGCCGUUCAACCUCUCCUCGGGGGCCGCCACUGCCGUGGUGUUCGUCUCCAUCGUGCUCUGCUUCAUCCUGCUCUGCACCUACUGCCGCUGCGCCCGGCAGCGGGCCAUCGCGGGGGCGCGCCGCCGCGUCAUGCGCGAGCUCGUCCCGGGCGCCGCGCUCUUCCUCCGCCCGGCCGCCGCCGCGCUGCCGACCGUGGUGCCCUACGCGGGGGCCGCCAGGAAGGGCCUCCCCGAGGACUGCCCCAUCUGCCUCGAGCCCUUCGGCGGCGACGACGGCGUCAGGGUCGUCCCCGCGUGCGGCCACCUCUACCACGCGCCCUGCAUCGACCGCUGGCUCGACAUGCGCAACUCCUGCCCCGUCUGCCGGUGCGCCGUCGCCAGCCUCUACGACGCCGACCGCGCCAGGGACGCCGCCGCGGUGGCCGUUGACCGCGACGGUGCCUACGACGACGACGACGACCAAGAGGCCGUCCUGGAGCGCGUCGUCGCGAUGAUCGAGGCCAUACGAGACGAACAGAGAGAAGAAGAGGAGGCGGCGGCGGGGCGCGCCGGCGGAGGAGUCGGAGGGUCAUGACAUGAUGAUCACUCACCAUUGCGGUGCAGGCGCAGCUAACUUAGCCGGUUCUGGCAUGGGAUGAAUGGUUCUUUUUUUUUACUGGUUUCAAGAAAUGGUGGUCACCACUUUAAAUGCUCUGAAAUUGGUGUUGCUGCAUACCGACUUUGGCAGUUCAUUCCACCAAGGCAAGGUUCACAAGAGGCAAUAUUCAGAGGCAAGCAUCAAUUGGAAACAAAUAUACUCCCUUUGGAAUCUCACCAGGUCUACUAAUUGUGUAGUGGUUGAUCAUGUUGGGUUGGGAAUAUAGCUAGCCAGCAACCGCUUUAGUUGGAGAAAUCAUAAGCCCAGCGAAGCUUUAUUCCCAGGUGUAUCAAAUCAUACAAGUUUUCCUGUCCUGCGUAAUCUUAAUAUUCUGCGGUUGGACACCCUUCCAGAAAUUGAGAAAGAGGCCUCCUCCUCGGUGGCGAAAGGGAGCUGGAGAAUCAUCGGCGACCCCUCACCUGCCGGCGGCCUUCCAUGUUAGAACAAGGCAUCGGAGGCGGCCAAGGAAAGGAGGGGUUAGGUGGUGUCUUGUGUUGCAUUUUUAAUAUUUUUUGUUUGACAAAAAAGGAGCCAGUUAAAGGAUGUGUGCCAAUUUCACUUUGACAAAAAAAAGGGCCAAUUAUUGGACGUGCCAAUUUCUCACUUGCACGGGUGCAAGCUGACAGACUGUACGUGAUUUGUGUGAUAGAAUAUCUUGUUUUCGUGUUUUU
Panicum virgatum (switchgrass) is the source of this 1839-nucleotide messenger RNA. RefSeq names its product RING-H2 finger protein ATL39-like. The transcript is spliced from 2 exons. The record is from RefSeq and is a predicted model, not a curated record. Bases 443 to 1105 code for a protein of 220 amino acids. Lineage: Eukaryota; Viridiplantae; Streptophyta; Magnoliopsida; Poales; Poaceae.